AUGCAGUAUUAUAACAGUAACGCUCGAUUUGUAAUUCAGUCUUAUUUGAAUUCUGAAAAUACAAUAAUUAGUGGAUUUUGUGAUGCUCUGUGCGCAAUGAGAUAUCUUGAUGGAACUGAAUGGAAACCGAUAAAUUCAAUCAAAGAUCCCAACCAAACGAAUACUGUGUGGCAAUACUAUCGAUAUAAUUUGGAUAAAAAACCGAGUUUAUACAUUUUAUUUCUUGCGGAUCGAACAGCUUACAGUAAUGGUGAAGUAUUCAAAAAUGAUAUGGAAAAUUUGAAUAAAAUCUUGCAUAAAACCAAACUGUUCAAAAAAAGAAACUCUCUAAUAAUUGGCGGAAAUGAAGCAGCUUAUUACUGUCCAUAUGUUACGGUAACAGAUGGAAAGAGUAAUUCAGACAUAGCCUUCUUAAUCAACGAUAGACUGAAUGAAACUGGAAUAACUGAAAGUAAAGAAUCCACCUUAUCUUUAUCAAAAUUUACUGCUCUGAGUACUCCAAAUUAUACAAAUUUUGUGCGAAAUGCGAAAAAAGUGGAGGGAGCUAAUGAAAAAAAAGCAUCAGCAAGUGAAAGCUUCGUUACUGAUGCCUUAUUUGGAUCUAUAUUCUAUCAUACUACAGAAUCGAAUGACUUUGUGGAAGCAACUGAUCCAGAAAUCACGCCUUCUACGGUCCACACAAGCAAAAGCUUUGAGGGUAAGAGCAAAAAAAGUAUUGGUGGAAUUUUGUCAUCGGACAUUAAUUCAAUCAUCAAAAAUUAUGAUGAAUCGAAUACUGAAAUCAGUGAUCAAAUUAUUAGUACUACAAAAAAUCAUAAGGUUGAUGAAGAUAUUCCCGUUAUAACAACUGAAAUGCCUUCUGCUAUUCAAGUAAGUAUCAAAGUUGAAAAUCCGAAAAUUAUUCAUAAAUCAAAGAAUUCAUUUGCUACUCUAAGUUCGAAAGUUAUUGAAGAAUCAAGGAACUCAUCAGAUAUUGGAAGUCUGGAAUCAAGAUCGAGAAGUCUUUUUUAUCCAUUUGCAUCAACAAGCAAAACUUUUACUUUAUUAACUUUGAACUCUGAAGAACAUAACUUUGCUAGAGAGGUUAAUAAUACUACUUCAAGUUUUCAAAUAGAGAAGCAAAUUUUUGACAGUGGAAAGAAGCAAUCAAAAAUAAUGGAAUCUUCUUCACCAUUAACUUCAAAUUAUUAUUCUAAGCUUUCAAAUGAAGUAGCCAGUAAUUCUACAAUAAAUAAUGGUACUGUCGAUGGAAAUAGAGUGAAAAUAAACGCAGAAAUAGCAAAUUCCUCAUCUAAAUUUUUGGGAAAAAAUGUAGUAGUAAAUAUUACUGCUCCUAGUUCAUCUGCAAAUUCUGCAACAGAAUCGAAUGUUCAGUCUGUAUCAAGUUCGAGACAGCGGUCCACUCAAUCAGGAUUUUUCCUACCAGAAAUAUCAGAAUUUGAUAAUUACACCAGUAAUGAUAUCAAGAAGAAAACGCUUGGUAUACCAAACGAUAUAUUAUUUUAUGAUAAUUCUUCUACAGAAACAUCCUCUCUUUCGACAACAACAACAAUUAAUGAUAAAUUGAUAUUUCAAGGAGAUACAGAAGUCAAAUAUUCAGGAAGUGAUCAAAGUAAGAAAUAUUUAUAUAAUUACAAAUUAUCACAAUCAUUAUCACCUUUAUUAUCAUCAUUAUUAAUAUCUGAAGACGAUAUGAACAACAGAAAUACUUCAGAUGUCAAUAAUAGUUCAAUAAUUUCUACAAAACACGAAAGUGAUGAAUCGAGACUACUCUCAACUAUUUCUGCUUCAACAGUAAAACAUAAUUCAAAUUCUCAAGAACUACAGCAUUUUUCGAAAAAUCCAAAUCAAACAAUCUCUGAUAAUAUCCAGAAAAAAGUGCUUGUUGACUAUGAAAUUUUGGACGACAAAUUUUUGGUAUCUUUUGUCGAAUCACUUGCACAUGAAAUUUCUACCGAAAUCAAUAAAGAUAAACCGAAUUUGCUUGCAGAAUCAACAAAUAAUACUAGUAAUUCAGUAUCACAUAAGAGUGAAGCAAAAUUAAAUUCUGGAAAUGAGUUAGAAAAUACGAAUAUUUCUAAAAAACCUUCACUACCAGGACCACAUCCUUUCAAGAACGAAGUCUCAUUAACAACCACCACUACUUCGCGAGCAGCUAUGAAGACUGUUUCUAGUGAAUCAUUAACAAGUAUGAAUGUAGAUGGCUCAUCAAUAUCUGAUACUUCAUUACUACAUUCUUCUGGAAGCGAUAUUUUUGGUGGUUUGAUAGGUAAUUUCAACAAAGAAUCAUCAACAACAACAAAGACUUUUACAAAACUCAAAGCUAAUGUUGAUAAUUCAAUAUCAGAUCUCGAUUUUGAUUUACUAGGAAAUUCUACUUCUAUAUUUUUUUCACCUAAUAAAAUUAUAUUCGACGAUUUUAUCUUAAAUUCGAGUUCAAAAUUAUCAUCUAAUACCAAGUCUCAUGUAACUGCUACAUCUGAUGGAAUUAUGUUUGAUGAUAUACUUUCAAGAAUAAAUACAGAAUCAUCCAAUUUAGGUGAUGUAAUAUCAUCUCCAUCAUCUACUAUGAUUGUUUUUGAUGAUUCCAACUUAAAUUUUGUUUCAGAAUCAUCAACAGUUAGUGAUCCUGCUCUUAGUACAAUGAAUGGAGCUAAACUUGAUGAUUCAGUUUCAGACUUGAAGAUGGUAUCUGCACGAGCAACAACACCCAUGUCUUCUUUAACUAUUACAUCUGAUGAAGUUAUGUCUCACCAUCAAAAAUUCAAAUCUAUUAACAAUGAGAGCUCUGCUUCGGAUCACAAGAUAAAUGAUGAAACCAGUACUGCAUCUGAUUUUUAUACUAUUCCUGAUCAAAAAUUCUUGAUUCAUACUUCGACACCUGCUUAUCUUCUGAAGUUUCAAUCAACUACUGAAAGCUCUAUUACACCUUCAACUGGAUUGAUAGAAAAAUUCAACAAUGUUGCAAAAUCUAAAACAACUGAAACUCCAGAUAUUGCUUUCCCGAUAGUAAAGCCCACUUUCAAUUUUACAUUACCGAAAAUACUAUAUAAUGUAGAAACAGCAUCAUAUGUAAAUCGAACUGAUGAAAAUUAUACUUAUUUAUUAGUUGAUGAAGUGGAUUACGAUGAGAUGCAACAAGCAAAAGCAGUAUCGACUUCAUCUGAUGUAACUUCUGGUUUUCAAAGUUAUUUUAAAUUUGUUGAUUAUUCAGAAGAUAAUUCGUACAAUAAUUUGUAUUCAUUCGAAGUAACUGAUCAGCCUAUUUAUUCUCCUGAUGAGCCAAGUUUAGGUAAAUUAGAUCUUCAAGGAACAAAAAUACUUAAAGGAGAGAAUCAAUCACUUGAUGAAUCCAACACAACAGUUAAUGAGGAAAAUAUUUUCAAUUUAAACGAGCAAGUUGAAGAUUUAAAAAAUUUAUCAAGAAUUAAAGGGCAUUCAGGGUCACAUGUGACUGAUAAAGUAAAUUCUCUAAAAAGAAUAAUGGCAUUACCAAUUACUUCUGAGAAUUUUAUGGUUACAAAUCGAAAUGGAAAUUUUGGACAAAAAUUGGUAGAAGUGAUUUCAGUCGAAUUGGAAAAUAAAUUUUCAGAAAACAAAGAUAAAGAAGUAAAUGCUAAUACAGUAUCACAAGCAGAGAUGCCUGAUUUUACAGUAGAAAUAGGUCAAACUACGCCAACAGAAAUGACAAGUAGAGAUACAGAUGCAGGAGUGACGGAAGCUUACACGAUAACACCGAUAACAAGUACCAAGACAGUAACAGAGGGAGUAAUUCUUAGUACUGAAGCAAAAGUGAUUGAUUAUAGUACAGUAGCAAUGAUGACAAGUCCUACAAUUAGCAGAUUAUUAGACGUUUUUGACCUUAAUUUGGUGCCGGAAGAAAAAGCAGUAGUGGUUUUGACAAAUUUUGGUAAAGAUAUAUCGGAAACAGCACACAAACGUACAGUAACAGAUCCUACAGUAAUCCAGCUUACAACUGAAGAAUUCUAUCAUUCGAAUGCCAAUAGCGAAAGAGAUGAAAUAAGUUUUAAAUGGGAUGAUGCAUCUGAUUCUUCACCUAUUACUUCUACAAUUACUCCUGAGUUUCAAGAAAUAGCUUCUUUAAAAAAAAUGCAUAAAAAAACAAUCUAUCGUGCACCGAAGAAAUUAAGAGUUGAAAAUUGGAGUCAGCAUAAUUCAUCUUUACUAGGAAUGCCAGUUCAUGAACUUUCCAUUCUAACUAAUCAGAAGAAGAUUACUCAAUUAUUAGAUGAAAUUACUGUAGGACAAACAGCCAUUCCAACUUCUCCAUCGUUCGAAGCAUCACUUUCUAAUCAUGGAAUCGAUAAUAAUCAGAAGGAAUUUGUAGAAGAAAUUAAGAAUGUCACUACUGAUCAAAGAUUCUAG
This is a messenger RNA of Thelazia callipaeda (thelaziosis nematode), 4386 nucleotides long. NCBI's taxonomy places the organism in Eukaryota, Metazoa, Nematoda, Chromadorea, Rhabditida, Thelaziidae. The record is from the annotation of a GenBank genome assembly.